AUGUGGGAUCUUCUCAGCCCCAGCCUCAACUCAGACAAGAUCACGGACAGCAAAGACGUCAAGAAAUGGGUCGAUAGCUACCUCGGCGUUGGCGAGUGGGUGAUGGACCAAUCCGUUGCUGUUAUGGGCUCAUCUGCCUGGUUCGAACGCCGCCGGUGA
Messenger RNA from Penicillium soppii, 159 nucleotides. Its product is annotated as DUF1748 domain-containing protein. Lineage: Eukaryota; Fungi; Ascomycota; Eurotiomycetes; Eurotiales; Aspergillaceae. The coding region runs from base 1 to 159 and encodes 52 amino acids. The record is from RefSeq and is a predicted model, not a curated record. Gene Ontology annotation, cellular component: cytoplasm. The transcript has a single exon.